AGUUCUUUUUUGCGAAUUGGUAGAUUAGAAAAGUUGCGGCAUGGCGGCGGAGGGAGCGGAGCUUGGUCCCCCGGCGUCCGCGCAGCCGCCGGCACCGAAGCGGCGGAAGAUCGAGCCUUCUCGGAGGAGUAGACCUCCUCCUUCUCAAGAUGCUCCUGAUAAGGACAAGUUGGCGGCAUCAUCCAAUUCAUCGGUUUCAGCUACACCGGUAGCGAGAGUGGAUCUCAACAAAGUUAUAGAGGCAAAGAGAUUUGCUGUCUUUCAAGCACAGCACGAGGGAUGCCUUGGAAGCUUCAAAAGCUUUGAUUCUCUGUUUGGAAAUUAUCUUGUUCCUGUUACCCCAAGCGAUGACUUCUUCGAACAGAUUUCAAAGAAGUAAUACAACAGAGUUGACAGCUGUGAAGAGCCAAUUCAACAAAUAUCUUUGCAGCAUGGAGAGUUUCAAAGGAGAUUGUCUAAACACUAAAGAAACCAGGGAACAGUUGGCAUGUGAAACAUGGUUAGGGAGUACGUUCGAUUUCGGAACCCACAAUUCGCUGCGAGUAUCAAAGAAGCACUCUGUUAUGCUCGUUUUUAUGACAGCUUUUUUUGGGAGGUCUCAGUUGCGAAACCCUUUGGGGAGCCUCUGCGAUUCAUUCUUUUCUUUCUCCCGAAGCUCGUGCAUGAGAUUUUCCAUUCCACAGGAGAAGAAAAAGAGUUGUAUAAUUAAUUAAAAUAGAACCAGAUAAAUACAAGGCGAAGUGGAACACACAAAUAGAGAGUAGUAGGGUUAUUUGUAUUUAAAUUUAGUUGCUUUUCAUUCAAACGUGUAACAUGUAAUAAAAUUUGAAGGAAAAUCUCAAUUUAU
Molecule: messenger RNA, 847 nt
Organism: Lolium perenne
Lineage: Eukaryota; Viridiplantae; Streptophyta; Magnoliopsida; Poales; Poaceae
Biological process (GO): DNA repair
Cellular component (GO): SOSS complex; nucleus
Source: RefSeq, a predicted model, not a curated record